UUUAUAAUUUUUUUGCCAUUCAAAUAUUUUUUUUUCUACAAAUCAAAUACUACAGAGUACAGAACUCUAAUGAUAAAGGAUCUAAUUGGGGCAACUAGAAAAGUUAAAGGCGUCAGAGACCUCCCGUGUAAUUAUCGAUGACAAUUAAGUUAUUUACCCGUUCACAAAACCCUCUCCUCUGGCACUACUUUUUCCCCUUCCCUUCCGUCCUCUCCUGCUGCGGUCGGACCCCCUUCUUUUUUAUCUCCUAUCGCCGAAGCCGCCGGCCCUCCCCGCGCCGCUUCGAUUUGACUGGAUUGUGUUUUUUGAAGUUAAAGUUCCUACCAACAGUUAAGACUAAUUGAAGAAGGACAUAUUUGCUGAUACCAACAAUCAAAGCAACAGCAACAUGGAGAAAAGCUCAGAACAUGCUAAUGAAGAGGAAUUUCUUCUACUUGACUUGGAUGACAUCUGUGUGUAUUCAGAUAUACCAGCAAAUGCUCCCUAUACUCUUUCGGGUUUGGAUACAGCAAAUCCUACCUUGGUUAUUGGUGAUCGUCUAAAGCUGAUUGGAGAGUACCAAGAAACAAUUGGCACGUGUUAUAUUUUCUCCGAAGAUGGUGAAACUGCAACAAGAAAUGCGGAUACAAGACCUUCUGAAACGAAUCUUAUAAAUGAGAAACACAUCAGUGAUUCAAAUCAAGCUUCAUCGAAGCAGGUUAAACCUGUCGCGAGCCUUUACAAAGCUCUCAAAUUCAAGCCGGCCACGGACGACAAAAAUGAAUCCGAAACUACAACAAAGUGCUUGUAGUUUCAAACAGUAUGAUCGAUAUUGCAAUUGGUUUUUUUUUUUUUUUUCUUAUUUUUUGUCUAUUGACAAUUAUUAUAGUGGAAUGUAUAUUUCUCUGUCUGGUUUUCUUCGCUUCGCUUGCGAUUCUACUUUGAUCAAAAAGCUGCAAGAUUACUUUCAGUAUGUAACUCCAUUUAGGGAUCUGAUGUGGUAUCAGAUGCGAAUCGAGAAUGCAAACUUAGCUCCAACCUUGUUGAAUAAGCCACAUCAAAAAGUUGCUCUAAAAAUUGUAUUCCUGGUGGCAGUAAAAUCCUAGCAGCUGUUUUAUGAAAAAUAAUAGUCCUAACAGCUGCAUGACUCAAACUGA
This is a messenger RNA of Ananas comosus (pineapple), 1136 nucleotides long. RefSeq names its product general transcription factor 3C polypeptide 6-like. Gene Ontology annotation, cellular component: transcription factor TFIIIC complex. The coding region runs from base 389 to 790 and encodes 133 amino acids. The record is from RefSeq and is a predicted model, not a curated record. Lineage: Eukaryota; Viridiplantae; Streptophyta; Magnoliopsida; Poales; Bromeliaceae. The transcript is spliced from 5 exons. Gene Ontology annotation, biological process: transcription by RNA polymerase III.